GUAUCAGUAUAUUAAGUAAAUCAUGACCAAUUUAAUAAUUCGGGUUUAUCAUAUAGUCUAAUUGCACUUCGGAUAAUUGUGCCCUUAAUUGUGAAAUCAGGGUUUUCUAUGAGUGGAGAGUAAAAUAUGUCAAUCACAAUCGUAAUUACUCAUAUUUUACAAAUAUAUUAAGUAAAUCAUGAUCAAUUUUACAUUUCUGGUUCAUCAGAGAGUCCAAUUGCAUUUUGGAUACUUGUUCACGUAGGGUAUCCAUACUUUUCCCGGUUUGACCAUGAACCAAACUUGACAAGGAUCGGCCUUAUUGAGUAGUUUCAACCUGAAGUACUAUUAUGUAAAAAAUGUACGUAAACAUAUAAUUUUUUACACGUCAAUCCACAUCAUAAUAAAUUAGUUCAUACAUCAAACUAAGGUUUCGUAUAUCUGGCUCAAUAUGUGCCAUCAAUAAUUUUGAACGAUUGAUUAUGGACCUCAGGAUAGAUAAUGUUCCUUAUAAUUGGAUUCACAAUGACCACUAAAGAGUGUGGUGUCAACCAUAUGAGAUAUAUAUGGAUGGAACCUGAAAGAAACAAAGCAUGAGUAAGUUUCCUAGCUAUUAAUCGUCAAACCUGGUCAGACAUGGUCAAACAGAGUCGAACUAGUUCAAACUAAUCAGUAGAACAAGAUCAAACAGGUUAAAAUUCAAUAGAGUAAAAUAAACAGUCCUAGGCUAUCAGAACUGGUCAAUUCAAAAAGAAUUUGAAACUCCAAUAAUGCAUUCAACCAUGGUAGAAUAAGGUAAAACUCGUGCAUACUCAUUGUUGGGAUAUAUUAUCCCGGCCUAUUAUUGUUCAGGAGCCCAAGACAUUAUCCAGUACGGAGCCCGAGCAGCUAGGUCCAUUUCGGCCCAUUCUGGCCCACUUUGGCCAUUAGGCCCGACAUCGGCCCGUUUGGCCCAUUAGGGUGGAGUACUUCCCUCACCCCUUUUCCUAUUUAUAGGAGGUUUUCCCUCCAUGUAGAGGAUCCCUUCCUUCUUCCUUCUUCCUUUAGAAUAGCUUGCAAUACUCCAUUAAUGGAGCUCAAAUUGUACUUGUAAUGGUGAGGAGAGUCCUAAUGAGAAAGAGAGGGCUUGGACAUUAGCCUAAAAAGUCCCGUGGUUUUCUCUCUUUCGGGUUUCCACGUAAAAACUGAGUGUUCAUACAUAUAUUUACUAUAUCGUGUUGGAUUAAACUCAACACCGGCGCCGUCUGUGGGAAUCUGUCCAAAAAGAUUCAUGUGUUCUACACAAAUUUCAUACGAUCGACUAUUGAUUUCAACAAAAAAAACAAAGAAUAAAGAUUCUGGAAAGCAAGCAGGAGGAAGAAGGUUCGACAUGACCAAAGAAACCUUUUCUUGGGAAAUGGAGGAAGCUACAAAAUCUGGAAGUCAAAAUCUGAAUUUUCCAGAUCUGUUUUGACGUCGCCGGAGCCGCCGUCACCGUCGCCGCCGGCGUGGAACCUCCGUGAUGUUAGCCUGCACCAGACGAGCUCGCUGCAGCGCUCCAGACAUCGUGACACCUGCAACACAGUUGCUCGUCGCUCACGGCUGUUUCCACCGUCUCAGUCGCCGCACCGCCGCUCGACGCCAGCGGUCAACCACUGAUUACUCCUCCACCCGGUUAGUCACGAUUCGAGCCUUCACCGGCCAUCCCGUUCUGCCGACGCGACUGGAGGACCUACCAACCGGGAGUCCCUUGAUUUCCGCCAUUAAUGGUGAUGUGGGGAGGAUAUGCUACGAUUCUAGGAAGUCCGGCCCAUGUUCCAACGGAGACCACCCUUCCGACUGUUUUUGCUCUGCUGCAACCGCCAUGUCCACCAUCGGGGAGCAAUAUCACAUACGGCUGGCCUUUGUGCUGGUCAAUGGAAUAUUUCAUUUGGUGGCAAAUUGGCCACGCCGAUCCGUUAAGAUGAGGACAGCAGACAGAGUCUCAAAUGGAUAAAUGAUGAAUCCUUCUAUUACUUUGAGUGGUCAACGAUCCGGACUCCAAAAGCUAAGUAUCGUAACUACCACACUUACGUAUUAAGAUUUACUUCUCCAUAUUAAAAUAUUAGUAUUGUAUUUUUAUCACCAUUAUUUAAUAGGGAGUAAGGGUUCCCAAAAUUAAAUAGUGAGAGCGAUGCUCUAGUGAUAAUUAAUUUCACCGUCAUUUAAAUUAAAUGACUGGUGUUGUAGGCCCGUCGGCCCGCUCCUGGUCGGCUUUAAUUAGCGAGCGGAGCAUAUCUGAAUGGCCUUUGAUAGGAUAAUAUCAUUGCUAUUACCUGUUACAUCACUAUUAUUUAUUAGAGAUAAAAUGUCCCGAAUUAAAUAAUGUGGAGCGAAGCUCUGGUGAUGGUUGGUUCAACCAACAUUUUAUUGAAUAUAUUCAAUUUCUUGUGGGCCUGUUGGCCCACUCUCGAUCAGCUUGAUUAAGCGAUCUGAGCGUCUACAAAAGGGCGAUGCCCCGACGACGCAUUUUAAUUGGAGGGUUGCGCAUUAGUCCACACGGCACUACGUGCCCGAUCGACAACCGUACCCCAGAACCAUCCGCGUCGCUAGGCGCGAAGUGACUAUUGCCAAACGUGGCCUAUGGGGCCCGAGGGCAGCAAAGCACUCAACCUCGUUUUUCCGAGGGCAGUGCGGCCAACUUGGGUCUGAGUUUGAAAACUCACGGACCGGUGAAUAUUUCUAUGAGACGUUCGGUGGGCUGCUAGUUGGCCCCGCCGCGAGCUACUACGUCCAUUAACCCCGCACGAUGAGCCGGGCCGAGGGUCACGGUAACCCAUAGGCCGGAAAUCGUGGGUGUUAGAAAGAAAGCCAUGCAGAUGGUUAUGUGUGUAUACAUAUUGCCGGGCCGUGCGGCCCGUUACCAUGCUUAUUGCGCAGCUGAAGCUGCUCGACGCGCUCGAGCGAAAUGAUUAAAAGACGAUCGGCCUAAGUCUCAAAGACGUUCAGGGCCAGCUAAAGUGGAGACCAUCACGGCUGAGAGCCGAUGGACGAGCAUCUCCACCCAGAGGUCGAGAGCCUAGAGGAGACCACCACGGUUGAGAACCGUGGGACGAGCAUCUCCACCCCAGAGACCGAUGGCCGAGGAAGAACACCUAGAGGCCGAGGGUCUAGAGGCGAAUGCCAUGACAGAGAACCGUGAGACGAUCACCCGUCAUUCAGAGGCCGAGGGCCUAGAAGAGAUCGUCACGGUCGAGGGCCGUCUGACGCCAUCAUUACAUCAUGACCGGCCCCUCGGCACAACAUGAUCAUCAUAUUUGAAGAUCGGCCUCGUCCCCGCACUGCGCGGAUGAGGACCGUUGCUUGGAUUUCAGGUCGGCCUAUCAUUGCCGACAUCAUUAUAUCAUGACCGGCCUCUCGGCACGGCAUGAUUAUCUUAUUUGAAGACCGGGCUCAUCCCCGCGAUGCGUGGAUGAGGACCGUUGCUUGAUUUCAGGCCGGCCUCUCAUUGCCGACACCAUUAUGUCACGACCGGCCUCCCGGCUCGGUGUGCUUCCCAUAUUUGAAGACCGGUUUCAUCCCCGCUCCUCGCGGAUGACGGCCGUUGCUUGUUUUCUCAGAUCGACCUCUCAUUGCCGACACCGUUAUAUCACGACCGGCCUCCCGGCUCGGUGUGCUUUCCAUAUUUGAAGACCGGUUUCAUCCCCGCUCCUCUCGGAUGACGGCCGUUGCUUGUUUUCUCAGAUCGGCCUCUCAUUGUCGAUGUUAUUAUAUCACGACUGGCCUCCCGACACGGCGUGUUUAUCUUUUGAAGACCGGCCUUGUCCCCGCCCCUCGCGAACGAAGACCAUUGUUUGAUUCUUUCAGGUCGGCCUCUUACUGCUGACACUAUCAUGUUAUGUUCGGCCUCUCGGCACGACAUAUUUAUCUUUUGAAGACCGGUUUCAUCCCCGCGCUGCGUGGAUGAGAGUCGUUGCUUGGAUAUAUUGGCCUGAUCAGACACUAUUGUCAUCUCCUUAUCAGGACCGACUGCUCAACGACAUUAUGAUCAUUAUCGGUUCCCAAUACCGACCUUCUUGAGUUAGCGAUCAGACUCACCCCUCCCCUCCAGGAGGGUGACCAUCGCCUUCGCAUGACGACCAGCUAUUCCAUUGCCUCGUCAUUUUAUUCGUUUUGGUAUCCCACCACCAUUAUGUGUGACAUCACUUGUGGUCAUUCUUAGAACCGACGAACGUAUUUUCCUCCCUCAAAAAAAAAAAGAUGGGGAGAAGGGGAGACAAGCUCCUAUGAGAGAGGGAGUCUUGACGAGGUAUGCCAGAUCUUCCUUCGCCGCGAAUGACGAACGUCUCCUGACACGGAGGCCAGUAGGAACGGGGGGGGGGGGGGGGGGCUAGACGAACCAAAGGGAACCUCGGCAAGAUAAACCAGUUCCUCCCAUUUCCCGUGGAUUGGCGAACACCUUCUGCCAGAGCAGAAGGCUAGUAGGGCCACAAGCAUGGGACGACGAAGCAGGGAACCCGCGAUAGGGUAAACCAGUUCCUCCUUGCGAUCGGUGGAUGUCGAACGUCUUCUUCGAGGGAAGAAGAUUAAUAGGAUCAUGACAGGGAUGAACGAAGAAACGGGAACCCUGACAGGGUAUACCAGUUCCUCCCCCUUGAUGGACGGAUGACGAACGUCUUCUGCGAAGCCAGAAGACUAGUAACUCACGACUAGGGACGAACAGAGAUAGGGAAUCCCGACGUGGAUAAACCUGUUUCUUCUCAUAGUUGGGAUGACGAACGUCUCCUGCGAAACCAAGAGACCAGUAACUCACGAGACUUGGGAAGAACGAAGACCAGUUCCAUGGAUCGGACACGAAGAACCAGUUCUUUACCGGAGUCUGUUGCGUGCCGAGUGUACACCGCUUAGCGGUCCAUACAUAGGACCACGAAUACGGUAGACGAACGAGGACCAGCUCCAUGGAUCAGACAUGAAGGACCAGUUCUCCACCGGAGUCUGUUGCGUACCGAGUGUACACCGCUUAGCGGUCCGUACAUAGGACCACGAAUACGGUAGACGAACGACGAUUAGCUCCCCAGAUCAGGUAGGAGGGACAUCACCCAGAUUUAUUUCAGGCUCACCAUUCCUUCCCGGAUGGAGUCCUGACAGACGAUCAGCUUCUCACAGCCAAUCAGGAGAGAGACUUGACACAUCACCAGCACGGCCGAGGGCCGUGAGACGAUUACCACUCACCGACAGGCCGAAGGACAUGAGAUGAUCAUCACUAUUUUUCUGCAUCACGAUCGGCCCCUCAGCGCCAUCGUGUCCAGAUUCGGCUCGCCCAUUCCCUCCAGGAUGGCGACGACCGUCUUAUGCAGUACGAUCGGCCCCUCAACGCCAUCGUACCCAGCUCACGUUCAGCUCGUCCAUCCCUUCCAAGGUGGCGACGAACGUCUUAUGCAUCACGAUCGGCCCCUCAGCGCCAUCGUGUCCAGAUUCACGGUUCGGCUCGCCCAUUCCCUCCAGGAUGGCGACGACCGUCUUAUGCAGUACGAUCGGCCCCUCAGCGCCAUCGUACCCAGCUCACGUUCAGCUUGUCCAUCCCUUCCACGGUGGCGACGAACGUCUUAUGCAUCACGAUCGGCCCCUCAGCGCCAUCGUGUCCAGAUUCACGGUUCGGCUCGCCCAUUCCCUCCAGGAUGGCGACGACCGUCUUAUGCAGUACGAUCGGCCCCUCAGCGCCAUCGUACCCAGCUCACGUUCAGCUCGUCCAUCCCUUCCAGAGUGGCGACGAACGUCUUAUGCAGCACGAUCAGCGCUUCUGCGCCAUCGUGUCCAGAUUCACGGUUCGGCUCGCCCAUUCCCUCCAGGAUGGCGACGACCGUCUUAUGCAGUACGAUCGGCCCCUCAGCGCCAUCGUACCCAGCUCACGUUCAGCUCGUCCAUCCCUUCCAGGGUGGCGACGAACGUCUUAUGCGGCACGAUCAGCGCCUAUGUGCCAUCGUGUCUGGCUCAUGUUUGGCUCGCCCAUCCCUUCCAGGAUGGCGACGAACAUCUCUUAUGCAGCACAAUCGGCCCCUCCGUGCCAUUGUGUCAAGUUCAUCUCCGGAUCGCCCAUUCUUUCUAGGAUGGCGAUGACCGUCUUAUGCAGCACGUCUGCCUCUCGGCGCUGACAUGCCCGGUUUAUCGAUGAGAGCCACCGCUUUCUAUCACAUCUCACAUUCCUUCUCUCAUACAUUGCACCCAUACAUUACAUGCAUUCAUGCAUUCAUGCAUUCAUGCAUCAUACCUCAUACAUUCAUACAUACACACGUGCAUCGUGUCUUGCCAGUACCGCGACGUCGGUUUAUAGAUGCAUGGACCUCUAAGCUUCUCCGAUUGGAAAGCUCGAGUCAGAGUCCUUUGCUCCCGCCUGAUGCAUUCAAGGGGAGUGUGCCUGUGGAGGAGCACCCUUCGCCCGACCCUGUCGGGAAGGGGGGUGCCUCACCGGCAGAUUACGUUCAGGAGUGCAGACACCCACUCAUAUAUUAUGAUUAUUCGAAGACACAGUUUCCAGCAAGACAGAGGAAGAGCGCACGCAAGAGUAUAUUUUCUCGAGCAGAUUCGCACGCUCACUACUCAAGAAACUGGGGGACUUGUGUUGGGAUAUAUUAUCCCGGCCUAUUACUGUUCAGGAGCCCAAGACAUUAUCCAGUACGGAGCCCGAGCAGCUAGGUCCAUUUCGGCCCAUUCUGGCCCACUUUGGCCAUUAGGCCCGACAUCGGCCCGUUUGGCCCAUUAGGGUGGAGUACUUCCCUCACCCCUUUUCCUAUUUAUAGGAGGUUUUCCCUCCAUGUAGAGGAUCCCUUCCUUCUUCCUUAUUGCUUUAGAAUAGCUUGCAAUACUCCAUUAAUGGAGCUCAAAUUGUACUUGUAAUGGUGAGGAGAGUCCCAAUGAGAAAGAGAGGGCUUGGACAUUAGCCUAAAAAGUCCCGUGGUUUUCUCCCUUUCGGGUUUCCACGUAAAAACUGAGUGUUCAUACAUAUAUUUACUAUAUCGUGUUGGAUUAAACUCAACACUCAUCUUUGAAUAUAGUAAAUAAUACGGUCAAACUUGAUCAAAUAUGAUAGAACACGGUAAAACAAGUCCAAAGUGAGAACAAAAAGUAUAUGAUUACCUUAAUUUUGUUGUUUGGAGUAUGAGGAUUACUUCUGAAGAUUUUUAUCCUGUCGAAUUUCCUUGUUCAGCUAUGCACUCCAAUUCGGCAGAAGAUUUUUAGCGUGGCUAAUUUUUCGUAAUUUUAUCAGCCUACACUUACGUUUAGGCUUAUGUAAUUCAACCAUUCAAAUGAUUUUGUUCUUGACCUCAACGAUGGUCGAAAGUACUAUUCGAAAUCAAGAAGAGAAAGAGUGAUGAGAUCGAAUGAAGAAGGGCGUUGCGCGCUCAGAUGUUUGAGUGAAGACAUUGGAUAGUUCGAAGGUGGUAUUCAAACUCACUCUCUCUUGACCUAAACGACAUCAUAUGGCAUAUGUUUUAUGUAAUUUUACCUGUUUCUAUUAUUUAAAAAACAAAAGGGACAGGUUGUUAAAAUGAGUUUGAAAAGAGGGUAUUUUGUGAUAGAGUUUUUUCCUGAAUAAUGUUAAAUAAAAAAUAUUAACGAAAUUAAGGUCGGAUUAAAACAAUAUACCAAAAUACUGCUGAAAUAAACAGGGUUAGGGAAAGUCGCCAAACCAGUUGGCGACUCUCCUAAAUAAUACUCGAUACAGAGGAAGUGCGGAUGAGCUUCGCUGGGAGACACGUAUGGGAAGAGAGGGGUGGGGCCAAUGUAGAAGAAAUCCUCUUUUUUCUUUAAAUGGCUAUAACUUCAUAUUUUUGCUCCAUUUAAAAAAAAUAUCAAAUUUUAUAACUUUUUGUGAUCUUUCGUAUGAUAAUCAAUGGGAAAAACUGUCAAUUUGGUCCUCGUACUAUCACGAAAAAAGUCAAUUAGGUCAUCGUACUUUUUUAAAAAAUCAAUCAAGUCCCCGAACUUUUUAGAAACUUACAAUUGAAUCCAUUUGCAGUUUACUUGUCAUGUCAGCAAGUCACCCAUUGACGUGACGUACACGUGGCAGUCCAAUCAAUAGCGACUUUGUCGAUGUGACACACACGUGGAAGUCCAACCAAUGAUGACGUGAGACACACGUGGACCGCCACGUCAGUGGAUGACGUGUUGACAUGACAAAUAACCUGUAAAUGGACUCAAUUAAACGUUUUUUAUAAAAUUCGGGGAUUUGUUUGAUUUUUUUAAAAGUACAAUGAUCUGAUUGACUUUUUCGGGAUAGUAAGAAUACUAGAGCCCGUUUGGUAGCACCAAAAUCGGCUGUUUUGGCUGAUUCUGCUGAAAUUUAUGAUAUUCUGGCUGGAGUGGCUGUUUUGGCUGAUUCUGCUGAUUUAAGAAAAAAAUAUUUUAAAAAUAUAUUUUAUUAAUGAAUUAAAGAAAAAAUUAUAUGUAAAAAUAGCUAAAAUGGUCAUUUACAGUAACUUCAGCCAAUACAGCCAGAAAAGUAACUCCAACCUUACUUUUUCGGCUUAUUACACAAUUCAGCGAGCGAAAGUAAAAGUUACGUGUUUGGUGAAAAAGCUGGCUAAUAAGCCUGAUAAGCCGAAAAAAGAGUUCUACAAACGGGCUCUAUGACUCGAGCUAACCUUUUUUAUAUAUAUUAGGAAUAGGAACCAAGGAAACUGGGAACAACGGUUCUUGAGAAAUCGUAUUGUAGACGAGAGUGGGAUCGAUUUCGUUUCUCUGGGUUAUCACGCUUGGCGACGUCACCAUGUCAACGGUGUACGUACUGGAGCCACCGACGAAGGGCAAGGUUGUCAUCAAGACGACCUACGGCCCGUUGGAUAUCGAGCUCUGGCCGAAAGAGGCUCCCAAAGCUGCCCGGAACUUCACGCAGCUCUGCUUAGAAGGUUACUACGACAACACCAUCUUCCACCGCAUCAUCAAGUCAUUCCUCAUUCAAGGGGGUGACCCAACUGGCAGUGGCACCGGAGGUGAGAGUAUCUACGGUGGUGUGUUCCCUGAUGAGUUUCAUUCUCGUCUUAGAUUCAAACACAGGGGUUUAGUUGCAUGUGCUGGUUCUGGCUCUCCUAAUACAAAUGGAAGCCAAUUCUUUAUAACAUUAGACAAGUGCGAUUUUCUUGACAAGAAGCACACCAUUUUUGGAAAGGUUACUGGUGACUCGAUCUACAAUCUUUUGAGCCUAGGUGAAAUUGAAACGGACAAGGAGGAUAGGCCCCUGGAUCCUCCUAAAAUACUUUCUGUUGAGGUAUUGUGGAACCCAUUUGAUGAUAUUAUUCCAAGGGUAAAACCGAAGGAUGCUUCAGUACCUUCAGCUGAGUCUGACAAAAAGGAUAAAAAGCAGAAACCUAAAAAAAACUUGAACCUGCUUUCAUUUGGUGAAGAAGCAGAGGAGGAAGAAAAAGAAUCAUCUGCCAUCAAUGUGAGGAUAAAAAGCAGUCACGAUAUACUGGAUGAUCCCCGCCUGCUGAAGGAAGAAAGCCAUGAUAAUAAUUUGACGUUAUCUCAUAAAAAAGCAAUAAGGGAUGUGCAAUUGAGUGUCAAGGAAGCAUUACGCUCAAAGGGGAGUGAAGUAGCGAGAGAAUCAGAAGCAAAAUCUCAUCAAUCCCAUAGUGAAAGUGAUGCUGAUGAUGAUGCUGGUUUUGAUGCACGAAUGCGUAGGCAGAUUCUGGAAAAACGGAAGGAACUUGGAAACGUACCAAGCAAGCAAAAGUUGCAAAGUGAGAAUUCCAAGGCAAAGGCUCAUUCCUCAUCUCCUUCAAGGUCUGCUGAAGAAUAUGAUGACCAACCAAAAGUUGAAAGGUUGUCUAUAAAGAAAAAGGGAAUAGGGUCGGAUGCAAGGGCUCAACGCUUGGCUACAGCAGAUACAGACUUGCAAUUACUGAGUGGGGCUGAACGUGAAAGACAAUUGUUUAAACUAAAAAAGCGUAGGCGUCAUGGACAGGAAGAUGAGGUGUUGGCAAGGUUGGAAAAAUUUAAGGGUUUGAUUUCUUCAAAGUCUCAAAUGUCUAAUGGUGAAAAUGGAGGAGAAAAAGGCGAAGAUUUAUCUGACUGGGCAUCUGUCAGGCUAAAAUUUGAUUCAGAGACUUCAAAGAACAAGAUGUCGCGUAGCAAUGACCCAAAUGACUAUCUGGUGCACGACCCGCUGUGGGAGAAAGGCAAAGAGAAGUUCAAUAAACUGCAAGCCAAGCAGAAACGACGAGGACGGGAAUGGGCGGGCAAGUCUAUUACUUGAUGAACCAGCCCCAGCCCCAGCCCCCUCUUCCUCAUCUGCCUAACGUAUAUGUAUGCAUGCGUCAAAGCAUGAAAUGUAAUUUUACAAUAUGCACCCUUGCACUGUACAUGGUGGUGGGUUAAUUAACAUUUGGCCUCGUCUUUUCCUUUUCAUUCCAAAUAGAUGCAAUGCUGAAUAUAUUCAUUUUUUUUUGAAAAUAUGCUGAAUAUAUUCAUAUUUAGUGGAACGUUGGACAUAUCUCAAGUUCCAAACAUGAAUAUGUCAAUGUCCACAAAUACCCUACCCUAAAAGUUACACCGAGGGCUCCCCUAGCUCAUGUCUAUGGUUGUAAUCGAAUCGAAUACUGAGUAAUACUAUUCGUAUUCGUAUAACUUGACGAAUAUU
Messenger RNA from Cuscuta epithymum, 10573 nucleotides. NCBI's taxonomy places the organism in Eukaryota, Viridiplantae, Streptophyta, Magnoliopsida, Solanales, Convolvulaceae. The record is from the annotation of a GenBank genome assembly.